This is a messenger RNA of Sinocyclocheilus rhinocerous, 3719 nucleotides long. RefSeq names its product striatin-3-like. Gene Ontology annotation, molecular function: armadillo repeat domain binding; calmodulin binding; protein-containing complex binding. NCBI's taxonomy places the organism in Eukaryota, Metazoa, Chordata, Actinopteri, Cypriniformes, Cyprinidae. The transcript has 12 exons. The record is from RefSeq and is a predicted model, not a curated record. The coding region runs from base 1 to 1620 and encodes 539 amino acids. Gene Ontology annotation, cellular component: dendrite.
AUGUUUUGUUCUGCUUUUACUAAUGUGGUUUUAUUGUUUAUUUUGUUUCUUAAACAAGAUACCAAAGAUACAGAGGUCUCGGCUAUACCUCAGAACAGCCAGUUAACGUGGAAACAGGGCAGGCAACUCCUCAGACAAUAUCUUCAGGAAGUAGGUUAUACGGACACAAUACUGGAUGUCCGGUCGCAGAGAGUGCGGUCGUUACUGGGGCUAUCCGGCUCAGAGCAGAACGGUUCUGUGGAAACCAAGAACCUAGAGCAGAUUCUCAAUGGAGGAGAGUCUCCAGCCAAAAGAAAGGGACAAGACAUGAAAAGGAAUCCAGAGGUUCUGGAGACAUUUAAUUUUUUAGAAAAUGCUGACGAUAGUGAUGAAGAGGAAGAAGAUGAGGGCGACAUAAUGGAGGACGUGCCUGACAGGAGUGAUAAACGUAGAAUAAAAAAACAUAAAAUUAAGGUCGGAAAUGAAGGUUUGGCUUCAGACUUACCGGAUGACCCUGACACAGAGGAGGCACUCAAGGAGUUUGACUUUUUGGUAAACGCGGAGGAUGGAGAAGGUGCCGGAGAGGCUCGGAGUUCAGGAGACGGCACAGAGUGGGAUAUGCUGCCAGCCAAUAAGGACGCGUUCAGGAAGACAUGGAAUCCCAAAUAUACCCUGCGAAGCCACUUUGAUGGAGUGCGGGCCUUGGCCUUCCAUCCUGUGGAACCGGUGUUGGUCACCGUCUCAGAAGACCACACCCUCAAACUGUGGAACCUCCAGAAGACAGUUCCUGCCAAAAAAAGUGCCUCUUUUGAUGUGGAGCCCAUAUACACGUUUAGAGGGCAUAUUGGGCCUGUGCUCUCAUUGACUGUGACCUCGAGCGGUGAGCACUGUUUUAGUGGUGGAAUCGAUUCAACAAUACAGUGGUGGAACAUCCCCAGCUCUAACGUAGACCCUUACGACACAUAUGACCCCAGCGUGUUGGCUGGUACGUUGUUGGGUCACAGUGACGCAGUGUGGGGAUUGGCUUACAGUGGAAUCAAAGAGCGACUGCUCUCCUGUUCAGCUGAUGGGACGAUCAAGCUGUGGAACCCUCAGGGGAAGUCACCGUGUCUCAGCACAUUUAACUCAGAUAGAGAUCAUGGUGUUCCCACAUCAAUUGAUUUCAAUGGGUGUGAUCCAGCUCAUAUGGUGGCAUCCUACAACACGGGAGAUGUUGUCAUUUAUGAUCUAGAGACAUCACAGCCCGUCGUGGUAUUCUCCGCACAGGGCGAGAGCGCUAUUCCUUUUGGGAAUCACAUUAAUAAAGUAGUCAACCACCCCACCCUGCCAAUCACAGUCACCGCUCACGAGGAUAGACACAUCAAAUUCUUUGAUAAUAAAUCAGGUAAAGCCAUUCAUGCAAUGGUGGCUCACUUGGAUGCUGUUACUAGUCUGGCUAUAGAUCCAAAUGGCAUCUACUUGAUGUCAGGAAGUCAUGAUAGUUCCAUCCGCUUGUGGAACGUGGACAGCAAGACAUGCGUACAAGAGGUUACUGCGCACAGGAAAAAGUCGGACGAGGCCAUAUACGACGUUGCCUUCCACCCAUCUAAGGCAUACAUAGGAAGUGCUGGAGCCGAUGCCCUGGCCAAAGUGUUUGUAUAAAAGCACCUCUGAAUUAAUGCAUACGUAAAGACGGAGAAAGAAAGGACUGCUUCACUGCCUUGUGUAACAAGAGUAGCAUUUCUCACACUACAUUGAAGUGGCUUCCACCUACGCUGUCAAACUCACACCACACACACACACGAUACCAGGUGCCAAGAGGGGGACAUGCCGUUUUUUUUUGCGAAGCCAGUGUGGAGUGCUCAAUCAGUUUUAAUCUUUUUUUUUUGUUGUUUUCUUCAAAAAAAGAAAAAAUUUAACUGUAAUUUACUGUAAAUCAAAGCUGGAGUGAAACCAGUGUUUGUAGCCUUUUGACUGGUUUUCAAAAACUGAGCUGAUAAUGUGUCCUGUAGGUAUGUUUCAGUGACCAUGGAGUGGUUAUCAUGUUCAUCCAUCAGUAGGUUGUCACCGACCAUCAUCCCGGCACCAGAGGAACUGAGUCCCGCCCUGCCGAGCCAUAAACCAGACCCUAAUCUCAGUCACCCUCCUCACCCUAAUGUAGCGUGCAAGCGAAUACGGUUGAACUCAGUCAACCUUCACACCUUUAGCGUUUGUUUCAUUUUUUUGUGUAAAAAAAGUAUAGUUUUUAUAAUCAAUUUUAUAUAAAUAAAGACUGUCAUAAAACCGCUGGAAAUCACAUUUUUUAAAGGGACUAUAAUCCCACUCAAGCCCUCCAUUUUAUGUGGUUCUUCUUCUUGAAGGUCUUGUGUCUCUGGAAACCCUGGCUGAGUGCUCUCCUUGCGCAUACUACAUUGCUUUAACAUUGUUUUAUCACAUAACGGAGAGACUGUACGCUAGUAGAAGCACAUCGCGUGGUGCCCUGAGAGCUUUUAGGAAUUUACAAAUAAACUGCAGCAUCCUGUCACUAUGUGAUGUUUCUGUACACCUUACUGUAAAAGGAGUUUAAGUAUCACAGGUUAGAUAUCCGAACACUAUUUAUUUUCUGUUUGUGGAUAGUCUUAUCCUUCAGAGCAUAGCUUGAUGGUAACUCAAAGAUUGGGCGGUCGCUAACCAAACCGAACAGGUUAUCUGAUAGGAAAUUAACGUAUAUAGGUUAAUAUGAAAGCUCAUGCCGUUUCUUGGUUGGUUGAAAACGGGGUUUAAAUUCACCUCAUGAUGCUGGAGAUCAGGAGAGAAGCGAUAAGUUAAAGGGAUGGUUCAACCCAAAAUGAACAAAUUAUUUUCUCAUCAUGUCAUCAUUUACUCACCCUCAUGUCAUUACAGACCUGUAUAAUUGGAACAUAAAAGCUAUUUUGAGGAAUGAAAUGGAACUCAGUGGAAUGUUGGUUACCUUACAGGUUUGGAAUGAAAUGAAGGCGAGUAAUUGAUAGUUUUCAUUUUUUGGGAUUGGAGUAAUCAAUCAAAUGUAUUCGAAAUAUUUGGUUUUGACGUUUUGCCCCAAUCUGUUCAAUGAUUUUUAAAGGAAACAAUGCAGUUUAUGGUGUAACAAAAUACCUUUUUGUUUGUGUAAUGCAUGGUUAAUACUACAAUAAAGUAUUUUUUCUAGUCUUCCAAAAGUUCUGAUCAGUUUGAAGAGUUUUGUAAGGUUUUGAUUUACUACGAAUCAACAGAUUUUAAAGAUUGUACCACAUAGCAAAACAGCUGUUGAAAAGUAAUGUGUAUAUAAAAUGUCUAUAAUAAAUAUUAAAUGGUGUAUCUGUAUAUGCAACAUGCCCCUUGUCUCGACAAUUAAUGCAGCGUUGUAUUUAUCACGAUAUUUGAUUGACGGGUCAUUGAUGACGAAUGACGAUUGGCAGGAUUCACGCUUUUAAUAAAGAUGGUACGUGUUUUUACUGAGAUUGAACAAAGCGCCUACUACACAAAUUAAUACACGUGUUAUUUGAAUAUGUUCAAGUUUCUGAUGAUGAUCAGCCUGUUCAGAUGAGGAUUAUGUUCAGCUGGUCAAAUUGUACGAACGCCUUGUCCUUUAUUGAGAAGAAAGUAAUAAAUUAUAAACAAAUGUACAAGCAGUUUGACGCCCCUCCUCCCCUCUGUUUUCAUUACUUGAGACAGUAAAGCAUGCAUAUGGAAAGGUACACAGAAAAUAGGUUCGAUAAAUACAUUAAAGUAUAAUUUAAGAAAAGGAAAACAUGAUAUAGAAU